AUGCCAGUUACUUUACGCCAGCGCUAUAUGCUACUUAGUGUAUUUGUAGCCUCUACCAUACUCCUCACUGGCUUCUAUCUACGGAAUAAUUUAAGAUCACUCACAUUUCUCGCUUCAUCCGAGCCCAUCGAAACUCUACCAAAGCAUCCAAAAUACAAACCCUCCAAGCCAGCGAAAAGUCAUCCUAUCAUCGAUAAUUUCCCUCUUGCAUUGAAUGCACAUUCAGCUUCAGAUCUUCCUCCCAUCCCAAAAUGGAAUCAACCUCCCAAUCCACAUGUUCCUGAGAAAACUCCUCUCCUCAUUGGAUUUACGAGAAAUUGGCGUCUUCUUCAACAAGUCGUUGUUUCUUAUAUUACAGCAGGAUGGCCUCCGUCGGAUAUUUAUGUGGUUGAGAAUACAGGUGUUAUGAAUUCCAAUAAAGAUGGACAAAUAUCUCUUCAAAACCCCUUCUUCCUUAAUCAUACCCGAUUAAAUAUGCUUGGGGUGAAUAUCCUCAUAACACCUACUCUACUCACCUUCGCCCAAGUUCAAAAUUAUUUCUUAUGGACAGCUAUUGAAAAUAAAUGGCCGGCUUAUUUUUGGAGCCACAUGGAUAUCGUCGUCCUCUCAUACGAAGAUCGAUGGUUAGAUGCCCAUCCAGAUGAUCUUAAUCCUUCCCCUACAAAUUUCCAAUCUCUAUACGAUCACUGCGUCUCUGCUCUCCGCAAUGUCACAGCUCCAAACCCCGAAACAGGAGUUGUAAAACCUUGGGCCCUCGAAUUCUUUUCCUACGAUCGUCUCGCCCUCGUUAAUACGGAAUCAUAUCAAAAAGUUGGAGGUUGGGAUACCCUCAUCCCUUUCUACGGUACCGAUUGCGAUAUGCAUGAACGACUUGCCAUGGAAGGAUUCGAAAUGAGAGAUUGGGCUGCGGGUGCCAUCUGGGAUGUCGCUAGUAGUUUAGAUGAUCUGGAAGUUUUAUAUCGGAAGAAAGACGGUUCGGAUCCUUCAUUUAUCGAUCCUAAUUUUGUAGAAGAAGAACUCGCUCAUCAAGCCAGGACAUUACCCGAUCCCGCUUCUAGUGGGAAUUCGAAACAUCAACCCCGCGAUCUAGGACUCACAAAUCUAAACCCCUUCUCGGACAAAAAUAAAAAACAAUGGAUCGAUGAACCCAUCGGCCAAGCAUCAUGGAAAAAACUCCUAGAUGUCCUCGAUCACAUGGGGUGGUCGAAAACCGCGAAUAAAAAUGGUAGGAAUACGUGGCAGGGAAGACAGAUGGGUGGUCACGAUGAUCCGUAUUAUAGGGAUUCAGAGGGCUUUGAACGCGCUAUUCAAUUGUGGAUUGAACAUGGAAGGAGGGUUUUUGCGGAGAAAUGGGGUCAUAGAGAUUGUGAUUUGAGGGCGCAGGGAUUGGUGGCUUUGGAUGCUUGGAGGGUGGAGAGGGAUUGGUAG
This is a messenger RNA of Sclerotinia sclerotiorum 1980 UF-70, 1428 nucleotides long. RefSeq lists its product as hypothetical. The record is from RefSeq and is a predicted model, not a curated record. The transcript has a single exon. NCBI's taxonomy places the organism in Eukaryota, Fungi, Ascomycota, Leotiomycetes, Helotiales, Sclerotiniaceae. Bases 1 to 1428 code for a protein of 475 amino acids.